CUGUGGAAACAUUAUGUUCCUCUUUCCAAGAUUGAAUCAACUCAUCUGCAGAUGAAUACCAAAGUUGUCAAAAUUUCGUCAUUUUUACACAUACCUGGAAAUGGGUUGAAAAUUCGUCUUCUCACUGCAACCUCAUUAAGACGAGGCAAAUAUUCUUUUUAUUGUCUCAAGAAAUACUCCAGAUCAGGAUCAGGCUCUCCUUUACCUUUUCUUCGUAAUAAAAUUCACUGAUGAAUUUUUUUAUUGCCUUUCUCGAUGAUUGCUCUUUUAUUUACCCACAAAAGUAUGAAGAGCGUCUCUUAAAGUCAAUAAAGCAUAUUGACCUCCUUCUCCAGGUACGAAACUUGCAAAGUUUAAUUAAACACAUUCCAUUCUUUUUUGUUCAUGUGAUGCAAAGAAAAAAUUCCAUUUGUCAAGUUUUCCCGUGAGACUGACCAAGAGACUUUUCAAGUUGAAUUUCUACCGAGGGGUUUGGGCGACUGGAUCGCUCACCUCUCUUUUACACUCCAUUUUUCCUACCUCUUCACCUCAUCAUUCACGAAUGCCCAAAGAGGCAGAAAGCGAUUGAACAUGUGAAUGUUAGAGAGAUGUGAUCUUUUAUUCUUCUCUCAGUUUCCUAGGGAAUUCUCCUUUCGAAGUCAUUCUUUUCACUUUCAUCUUCGCGGGUUAGUGGAUUGUGAGAGAAACUUGGCGUUGAGGAAGUGAGUCCUUGGAUGUGUCUUGUCAGGUGAGUGAAAACAAUGGUGCGUACAUUUGAAAAACUUUGAGUGGACGUCAGUGAGAGGAAAACUUUACUUCUGAUUUUGAUUUUUUUGAAGAAAACAAAUUUGUCUGGUUUCUGUCUGGCUCUGUUUGACAGGGAUUGAAGUUUUCACAGAUCAUCAGUUCGAUAUUUUACAUGAUCAUAGAGUGAAUUGAGUUGGACAAUUGAAAUCUUCUGGAGUUUAUCAAUUAAUUAAAAUCCCUCUUCACUCUUACCUCAAAGAAACUAGUUAUGGAAAAUAUUUUCCAUCAUCGAAGAGAUAUAAUUCAAGUAUCCAGUUGAAUUCCCUCUCUAGCAUCUAUUAUUUUUAUAUUUUAUUGAUCUCCGCGUCCCGGUGGAAAUCAAGCACACGAACGUUCAAUGAUUAGGAUAAAUUGAAGUUGGGACAGGAGCUGAAUCCGAGCAGCAACUCCUCCCUUUAUCCUCGCUCAAUUUAACGUUUCCAAUAUUGUCCCUUUAGUUGAGUUUUUCAUUUCUCGCCAUUAUCCACAGCCAACUCUUGAAAUCGAUGAAAAUUCGAAAGAGAGAUCAGAGGCAUUCAUCUCACUCUGCUGCGUUCAAGACGUGCAAUUUUGUGCGAGAAUUACCCGAGAUGCUUGAACCAUUUCCGCACCAACGGAUUAGAGAGCCUUGCAUUCAGCUCACUAAUGAACGCCUCGUCCUUUACAAUUGGAAAAUUCAUCAUUUUUCUCAUUAGCCCCUCAUGCUAAUUUACACUCUAAUUAUGAUACGACAUUUGAUAUGUCUGUAUUCGUAGAGACAAAAAAAAAUACAAUUUACACAAUGGAAAAUAUGUUGUAUUAACAAGUGAAAAUUAUAAUUAAUUUUCAACGUAUUCAAAGGAAAAUAAUUAACUUUAGCUUUGUCGUCAAAAUCCGAAAACCCCUUUUUCUCCCCGCAAACAGCGCGAUUCCCUGCGAUAAAAUGAUGAAGACAAAAGCUAUUGGCCAUGGGUGGUCUGACCGCAGCGUGGUUCCUUCCACUUGGCGGGAGCCUGUGAUUGCAGAAGUAAAUCAACAGUUUUUAUACCGGAAAUGCCUCCACCGAGUUCCAUCAUUCACAGUCUUCUUUUUCUCCAGUUAUUUAUAGAAUACCUACUGUGAUUCGUCGAUGGCAAAAAUUACAAAAGAGAAAAUGGCAAAAAAAAUGGGGAAGGGCCGGAAUUAAAUCGCCCUUAGGCGAGUUAUGUGCAUCAAUAAGAGCCAAUAAUUCCACUUUAUCCUUGCACAAUAGCUGAUUCUCUCCGCAGUGUUGUUCCCUCGCAAUCCUGGAUUACACUUUUGUCCAUCUUUGAAGUUGAACAGUAUCGGUUAUCAUAUGAAUUGAUUCAUUAUUCUAACGCUUGAACGAAGGGAAAUGUGAAAAUGGGAGAGUGUAUCAUUGCGGAGAGAUGGUAUUUCAAGAAGUGGAUGCAGAAGGGGAGAAGUAAAGGAGGGACGAAUGAAAAACUGGUCCUGAAGUGGCCACUAGGAAUGAAAGAAAAGGUCAUGGAGGUGGAGCACUGGAGGUACAGCAGUUUCCAGUUCCAAUGCAAUCUCGGGGAAACUGAUGAUGUACUUAUCUCUGUGAAUGCCUAUAUCUCAUCGUUUCACUCGUUAUUUUUAUCUGCAUUGAUGCAUGUUUGCGGAAACUCAAUCCGAUAAUGAUCGAACGAUAAUUCCAACUAUUCCGUUAGCCAUUUUGCUUGCUAUUACGCGAAUAAUGAUGUCGCAGCUACUGAUUGACUGAUUUCAAUAUAACACGAAUUUAUAUUCAGGUGAUUUCAUCGUUAGAUUUUGAUGUAUCGUUUGACUGAUCCAUUUAGUGCCGACUUUGAAUAGGUGAAUCAUCAUGAAUUAUUCAUGCCUAUUCGACUUACGGGGACUAAAAUUGGGGCUACAUUUAAUUGCUGUCACUAGACUCUCGUAAUAAUAUUUUAAAUGCUCAGUGUACGUCCAUUUCUCAUCGAGAGCCGUUUAAUCUCUCUGUUGAUGUUGGAAUAUCUUUCGGAACAGCUGCGAGAUGAGAAAAGAAGUUUCAACAUUCGACGGCAGAUUCGAAGGGAAAAAUCAGGGAGUCUCUUGGCACUGGUGGUUGUAGUUAUUCAUGGGAAAAGUUUUUAAUUUAACGGUACGUCCCGGGUGACAGUAGAGAGGCUCAGGAGUUUGACCGUUGGAGGAGGGCUGGAGGACAGUGAGAGGUAAAAGUUUAGUUUUUAGAAUCCAACGGGGUUCAGGCGGUCUACAUCGAAUCUUAAGACAAUUUUUAUACAGGAAACCAAAUAAAAUGGGAAAAAUGUAAUGAAAAAUAGAAUAUAAACUUGAGAGAUAAGAUUUCAAUGCACGUCGAAAUGCCCUUCAUAAUUCAUGAAAAAAAAAACGCGAAUAAGAAGGUACACGUAUAGUGCGCGUGAAUUCACCUCCAACGAUGAGGCCAAAGUCUCCCUAGGAUAGUUGAGUUUUGUGAUGCGAUACAUAAAUAAGGAGUAUUCCGAGUACGUGGAGUAGCACGCCCCAGCCUCAGUAUAUAAGUAACAAGCUACAACACAAUAGAUGUUGCUUCAAAGUUUGGAUAUCCUACCGAAUCCUCAAAGUUUUACCCAAAACAUUUUCAAGGCGAGUUUCUUCAAGUACAUGGAACCUCGGUUUGCUCACAGCACCGGGGGGCCUCUAUCUAAUUUUAUUAGAACGCGGUAACCUCACGGAAUUCCAAUAGAAGACUAGCAUCGUACGCCCACGGCUCAUAGAGAUGAACACAAAAUUCCAAAUUUCUUCAUUAAGAAUUCACCAGCCAUCUUCAUAUUACGGUUUUACGGUGCCAUAAAAUUCUUCAGUUCUCACUACACAUCCUCAAACCACUGUAUACACACGAGAUUCGGUAAAUCGUGAAUGGCGAACGGGCAGGGGGAGGGAAGGGAUAAUGGCUCACAUGAGCUGAGCACAGACUGCACGGAAGUAAUUGGAAACACGUGUUCACCGGGACAGCAGAUGGUCUGUCCGUUGGCGAUGGGCUUGUGCUCGGCCGUUGCUCAUAUAAAUCGUCUGAUCUGCAAUUCAGUAGCGAAGUCGUCAACGGUAAUGAGUAGAUUUCUCUAUUUACAAAACAGGGUAACUUUUUCAUUGUAAGGGAAAAAAGAAUUUUUCUUUAUCAAUCAUUUGAAUUUUUCAAUCUGGGUGUGCAUUUAUCGGAUAUUGGAUAGUUUCCUUAGUUAUAGAUCAAGUACUUUGUUCUCUAAAGAAAUUCCAGAAAGGGAACAGUUUCUUUGACGCAAAGACACUGGACAAAAAAGAGACAACAAUUUUAGAAUCAACUCCUCACUCUGUGACCUGUAUUUCUCUCCCUUCUGGAGUCUCAAUUUCCCUGCUGGCAAGUUGGGGUAGUGAGAGAAAAGGUAACAUUCCUGCAUACGAUGUCCCAGUUGCUCGUACACUCGGGCAAGAUCGAUUUUCUCCCUAAAACCCAGUACCUCGGUAAACGGUCGGGAAUCUUUGUAUAACGCGUGCAUAUACAUUCAAAUUUUUGGGUGGGAUUUCGGCACAGCGGGGAAGUUAUUGUUAGGAAUUAUACGGAAGCAAAUCCCGACUUUUGUCAAAAUUCCCCCUGCGACGCGAAAAAAAAUUUUUUUUUCUCUCAUAAAAAAAUAAAAGGCCAACCCUUUUGAUUUUUCUGUGGGAGAAAUCAAGUCGUGUUACGAUUGAAUUUCGCCACUGGGGUAAAUUUUCCAUACAAAGGCCUUUAAUAGAAAUGCCUGUAAAUAAAUGAAUGUGUCGAGAGGCAAUUAGUAAAAGCUACGAGGUCAGUCGAAGGCUCGUGUCGCCGUCGAUAUGGCGAACGGGAUUUACUUGCAAUUAAGCAAGGUAUCGCACCAGACUCCAAAGGCUUUAGUGUUCCCGUGGGAUGUCGACAGGCAUACCCAUCAAGAUUUACAGGGAGAGGGAUUCAAUUAAUUUCUCUUUCAGUCUUCCCCAAACCCCAGCGAUUUCCUCACUCUGGUCAAGCUCUGCUCUUACAAAGAAAAAAAAAUAUCGUGCUUAAACAGAAGGCGGGAUUCCGAUAUUCUUUCCAGACGAAAUGUACUGCUAAGAGUAGGUGAAUGCACUGUUGUAUCAGACAUUUGGCGUUAGAAUUUUUUCAGCUCCGUAUAAAUGCCAAAAGUUGUGCAAGCUAUUUUGAGAAAUUACAAGUGCAAAACGAUUUCCCCCCUUCUUAUUUCCUGAAACACGUGUUGUUAAAUACGAUGCACUGUGUUGCGGGAAGCUGUGUACAGAUUUGGCCUAUGGGCGUUCAAGUUACAUUUAUUAUCUAAGCCAUGGCCGCGACCACCACCGGCGGAUUUAUGCGAGUAGCGGCAAUGUUAUUUAUGAGUCCGUGCUGUGCCACUGUAGGUUUCUCCCCACAUUCACGAUGUUUGCGAAAAUUCGUUGGAACAUUAUCGGACAAUUUAUUUCAAGCCAUGUUCGAUUUAGUGUACGAUACAUGAACUUGGCUGUAAUAAUGUAGAGAUGGUUUAUGCCUUCUAUUGACUGAAUUCGCAGGGGGAAAUAGCUGAAGAAUAAUAAUUUUUUUUUUUUAAAGACUGUGGGAAUAUUUUUCCCUUGUAAAAAAUAUUAUCUUCCGAAUGAAGGAAAGCACCAUCACGGGUAAAUCUAACAGAUUUUACUGUUGACGCACUAGUCAUAUUGAUGGAUCUCCGAACGUGACCACGCAAGUUGUGUUAUAUAUCCAACCGAUCUUCCGAAGACAAACGAAGUGCAGGGCCGCGAGUGAAGCUCAGCAAUGAGUAAACAGCGCUUUGCUCUCAGCCCCAUUAACACGGAACGCAUUCAUAAGCCCUCGACCAGAUCGUUUCAUACGAAAUCCACUCAUGAUCCUUCCACGCUCCUCAUUACCGCAUCUCCAUGUAACGAUCUGAUCCAUUCUCCCUUUACCAGAGCAAACGAGAUAUGAAUCCGUGGCCAUCCAAUCUCCCACAUUAUUUCCGUGUGAAAUUCAACGUGAAAUAUUCUCUGCAAUAUUCAGCGUUGAAUCCAGUCAUUUUUUUUCUUCUCAAAAGCUCGCAUAUUUAUUUUUCGAUCAGGCGGUAACUAAGCUCAUGAAUAUUCGAGAAUUCAGUACGAAAUAGGUCAGUUCACUGAGACGAAUAGUUUAACUGAUUUAAAUAAACUUUGUUUGAAUGGAAUACAUCUACGUGUUUGAACUAGCUCGCGAUAAAGCUUCUGUUUGAACGUGAAUUUAAUAUUCACUUGUGCCUUAGUUCACAUUAAAUGUGUAGUAUUUGAAAGGGAAGCUAAUGGCGCCUGUAUAAAAUAACAAAUGAAUCGUUCAAUUCAUUACUGCAUAUUUCAUAUCAACACUCAUCUGCAGCGUAUAACAAUAAAUAUUCAUAAAUAAUUAAAAUUAAUUUGCCUGAUCCGUCGUGAUAUAUGAUUACGAACGGUAUUAAUUGCGUCGGCAAUCUGAUGUUUUCUUCGUGAAUAAAAGCCGGCAGUGAAUGGUAAAUGUCUGGCUCCCUUGAGCAAUUAGUUUCAUUCGAGAAUUGAUAAUGGUUCGUGAAUCGGUUUUGAAUCACAGCCGCAUAACGAGGCAGUCCUUCACCGAGAGUUUCCCGAGAUGGAAUUUUUUUUCUUCGUCUUCUUUUUUUUCACCCUUUCGCUACCACUUCUGCAUCGUGAUGCUUCAUCCAGCAGCGCUGAAGUCGAGUGGAGUAAUUGCCACAUCGAUCACCAAAUCGUGGAAUAUUCUUCUUGUUGACGAUGUGCCCAGGGGAAUAUCUGACUGGGAGUAAAUCUUUUUAGAAACGAGAGAGAAGAGUAGUGAAAGAGAUAUUAUGGAACGGAGUCAUGCAUUUAAGGAUAUCUAGGAAUCUUGUACUCGAGUUAUUGUCAUUUUUAUCAUUGAUUAAAGAUCACGGAUUAAGAGCUGAAAGAGCAUAUGAAAACUGAAGAAAAUUUUUUUUCCAAGUUUCCAAGAACAUGAAAUAUGCCAUUCAACAUCUUAAAUUCACACGGGCUAGAGAACACCUAUUUUUUUCAGCGACGAACCAAAACCUGUACAUUUCAAUAUUCAUCGCAUACUCCAGAUCCCUCACCAGAAAACAUUUAGCAAAAAAAGAACGAUCGUGGAAAUCUCCAGAUGUGUUCUCAUAUCCUUCCCUCCCCAUCAUAAAAACUUCUUUUAAAAUGUAUCCCACAAUAUACUGUCUUCCUUCGAAUAUAAAGACUUCAUCAAAUCUCUUUGCAAUGCAAUGGAAAAAAAAUUUUCAUCGGAUGUGCUUGAAAUAUUCUCCACUGAAAUACGUUCAACGUAAUCCAUGGAAAUCCCUGAAAUCCUCUCUCUUACUUCUAGCAGUUUUUCAUAUAAAAAUCUCUUCCCAAGCACUGUCGCUGCAUAUAGAUUCUGGGUAUAUAUUUUCCACGUCGUCAAAGUACCUCAUUUUACAUUUAGUUUCAUACAUCCUCGUGAGUAGAAAUAGUGGCAGAUUUUACGGAAGAUUGGAUUGUUUCACGGGAGCAAGACAAGUGCCUCUGGCCGAUGGGGACCUAAAGAACUGAUAGAAUAUCUUUGGGUGUUGAGGUGGUGAGUAACGGGCUCUGAGUAAAGGGUGCUAUACACGGCCCGAGUGGUGGCGGGGGGUUAGAGGGUAAAAGAAAGUAAAGCGGCUUCUUUGAGCUGACCACCUGCGGCAGAGAAACCCGAGUAUUCACCUCUUUUUUUGUUGUAAAAGAUACGGUUGAGGGUCUGCAAGAGGAACAUGUAAAGGGUCUAAAUAGUAAUAAAGAAACUAAAGAUACAUGGAGAGUAAAAAAAAUAGAAAAUAUUACCGUACUCGUACAGUUAAGCGGGCUCAACUAGUUUUUCCAAAUGGAGAUUUUUUUUGUAAAAAAUAACUAGUCUACUGUCCGUUGAAUUUCAGUAUUUUUCUAUCAAUGCAUCAAGUUCCAUUCAUUGCCAUACGGUGUUCUGUUUAGACUUCAAUUUUCAUAUAAAUGAAAAAUUGAGGACCUUUGAGGCAAUAUUUUUUCCGACAAUUAAAAAAAAAAUACAGGAGAUGUACGAAGCCCGGGUAGAAAGAAUGGAAGUGUGACGUCAUUCGAUCCUUUAUUACUCGGUGUAAAUUGUCGUUUUAUUUUCUGGAUUCUCAUUUUCUCAUCUCCAACCCCUACGCAGACAUGGCUGUAAAUACCUCAUGGCAGUGGUCUGGGGCAAGAGAGUGGAGGCUAAAUGUGACAGCUAGGAAACUCUCAUACUAGCACGUACUGUAAUAUUAUCCGGUGUAUGUUGUUCUCAAGGGUGUCGAGAAUAAACACUUUUUAACUCCGAGCAAAUGAAACGAAACGCCAUGUUCGUGGUGCCAGUUUCGUGUUUCUUGCGUCUUUGAUUAUUGAGGUGGCAGGUUUAACACUUGUUGUACUUGUGGGUUCAACAUGAAUGGCGACAAAAAAAUCAAAAAACACAUAGUUGCAUCAGGGAAAUAUUUUUCUCUCUCAAUCAAUGAUAAUUAUAAUUCUGCAGACCUGAUUCCAUUGAAAUUGUCGUGCAUCUUGAAUUGUUGAAUUCCAUCUUCAUUUUAAUUACUCAAGACAUUUUGUGUGCUAGUUCUUGAAUACAGGUCUGCCGUGUGCCACAAUAAUCCAUCGCAUUGUUUAUUCUAUUCUCCAAAAGUUUUAAUGAAUAUUUUUUUAGCUCAUCCUUGAUAUGAAACCAGAGGAGAGCUCAACAGAAAGCUCCAGCUUUUUUAAAAUAUUUCUUUGUCUGUAGUUAAGUAAAUCCCGGUCAUAUCCUUGUUAUCUUUAUUAAAAUUCUGCAGACGUGACUCUACUAUUAUGAAUAUAAUGAAGAAAAUUAUUUAUAACUCCUAGUAAUGAUAAAUAUUUUAUUGAAAACCAAAAGUCUAUUUAAAAAAUGAAAGACUAUCAUCUCCAUUAGCUUAAAUGUCUCAUAAUUAUUGAGACAAUUGAAUAUAUAUCCAAGAUUCUCUUCAACUCCAGCCAAUUGAAAUGACCCGUAAUUAGUUCUCCUAAUGAUUUAAUCACAGAGCAUCUGUGUACCAUCGAUUUACCUUCAAAUUGCCCCAGCAACAGAAGCGUCAGCCUGUUGGUUGAGGUUGACUACUCAGAAACGUCUGACUACCAAUGUCCCUGGAUUGCACGUUGAACAGCAAGAGACCACUGAGGCAUGUACCGAUCAAGCCAGGACGUGCAACACGGUUGGCAUGUAAAAGCCUCCACCAGAUUGACAUUCUCCAUUCCCGAGGCAAGCUGACCCCUUACCCCCCUCGCUACCACAGGGUUGUCGCCCUCUCGGCUGAAUGAGUGCCAGUGAAUCUGGACAUUGGCAACCUGUCCAUUUACCACCCCUAGGGCGAUGUCGCGCCUGAUGCAUCAAUUAAUUUAGCAAAAAAAUCCCAUCUGAAUUUGAACAAACGGUGAAAGCUCCGUUGAAUAGUCUCACCCAGCCGGUGAUGAUGAUUUUUUUUUUCAUUUCCCAGAGUCGCUAAAAUUUCUCUUUCACCCUGCCCGGGGGAUUACACGCGAAUCCGCGACUCAAUGGCGCUUCCCUCGCGGUUAUAUUGAGCGUUCAAUGUAUAUUCUCAUGAAUUUUCAUUUUCAAAUGUUUAGCUUCACCACUAUUUUCCACUAUUUUUUUUGGACUAUUAAAUUUUUUUUUUUAUUUAAUUUCAUAAAAAUAUUGCAUCUGUAAUUGGCUGUCCAACAGUUAUGAGUAAUUAUCAAGCGGGUUUGGGUGUAUAUUUUAAUGGCAAAACCUCUCCACAAUGUUGCUUCAUUGUUGCGCGUUUUCUCGUGUAAUUGGGAGGAAAAACCAAAUCGGAAUAAUAUAUAGCAGAAAUGGAGUGCAUCAAUGGUGCAUCAUACGAACUAGUGACGCAAACGAUCCGAAACGCAACCGUUGACUCGAAAAUGAGGAGACAAUGCUCUGUCGACUUGAUUAAAAGCCAGAUUUUACGAGGGUCCCACCUCCUGGGACAUACAUAACGCACAAGCACUCCAACUGGUGUAUGCGAUCGAGUGAAAAAGAGGUGGAUAAUUUACAGCGUCGACAAUGAACCCGCCUGUUCGUUGCUUUUUACGAUCGACCACUAUUAAAAGCAGUUUGAUGAACGACACGCGCUUGCAUCUGAUUCCUUGUUUCUUUCUCGACUCUUCUGAUUUUAAAAAAAUUGAUUGCUCUAUUUGCGACAUGACACGUGGAGAUAUGCGAGAAAAAUGAAUGGACCACCAUUUGAAGAGACGAAAGAAUGGAGCGAAAAAUGUCCGUCUAAACGACGACAGCAGUCACCCGAGAUGCAUUUGGCUCUAAAAGGUUCAGAAGAAAUGUGAAAAGUUCUUGAAAGAUUGUCGAGAGUAAAAAUGGAUUGUUGGAAAUGUCUUUUGCAUAUGCAGUUUAUUUCCUCCCGUUUAGCAGGUUUUAGGGCCCAUUUGAGAAUGCCGUAAUCAAUAUCUUCCUUAUUACAUUGUGGAAAUACCCCAGAAAAUGGUAAUUCGAGUAAAAGUUGAAUGCCCGUCUGUCUAAUGAAAUUGAACGAAAAUUUUGAAUUUCACAUAAAACACUGAAUUGAAUUCGGAUUUUUUCAUGAUAAAGUAAAGUGAUAAUUAAAUUGAUUAAUAAAUUACGAUUUCGAGUCAAGCUAUCUAAGGCCAUUGAGGAUAUUUUAUUCCUCUCAAGCAAAUAUGCUCAACAAAUGGGAAAAUUUUUCUCUCCCUGUACGUGCCCAUGUACCCAUUCAUUUCCGGGUGAGUGUCGUCAUGCUCAUUGAUAGGAAUUUUCACUCGAAUUCUCUUCACAUCCCACUCCGUAUUUUCGAACUCCUCCAUGCUGUGACAUUGCGAAAUUGCUAGAGGCAAAAGUUGCUCACGGAGGUGAGCGAUCUGGGUGUAGAUUCUAAAUUUUUCCUCCAAUACUUGCACUAGUUUCGAUGCUCACCUGGCUUGCACACAAGAGAGACAUGUCUCUCAUAGAAUCCUCCCCGGGGACGCAUACAGUAGCAUCGAGCAAUUGCACGAGGAGCUUCUCCCUUCCAACAUGGCAAUGUUAUUUAAAAUAUUUAACUGGAGGGGAGAAGGAAAUAUCGUUUUCGAUGGAACAUUCAUGAGAUUUCUUUUUUUUUCUAUUUCCCGUAUGUACCACUGCUGUUAAGAAUUUUGCGCAUUCGGAGAGAAGCCGCUUGGUAUCGUUGAUAUUCUGACGUUUCUUAGCUAUUUAUAUGUCUUCCUAGUUUAUUCUUUACUCCGCGUUAUUUAUUCAAUGUCCGAGACAUUGAGUAAAUAUCCUUUUUGAAACGGAAAGGCUUUUGAACGCGAUAACGAAUAUCUCGCGUCUAAGAGUGCUUCAUUUUUUCAUGAAAUCUCGGAUAAGCGAAUAGUAGCAGUUAUCCUUGUAUGGGAGAAAAAAAUUUUGAGAGAUAAUUAAUUUACAUGACGAGUAAACAUAUUCUGCUGCCAAGAAAUUUUUUACUUUUUCUAUCCGCGAGGAUAAAUUCUAUUAGCAAAAUAUUUUUCUUUCUCAAUACACCCUUUUUGCAAUGCAGGCAUUAGCAGCGCGUUAAGCCUCUAUAAACGAUGGACGGCCUGUCAGCUUUAGCCCACCGUGACAGCCCUAAUUUUUUCCCCUCUCAAAAUCUACGUGAAACAAUGUCACCGCCGCCAGCAAUUUACGACCUACCUAACCUCUUUCCACUCCAUAAAAAUAUUCGAUGAAUGCCUCCCAAGACGACCCUCAUAUUACCCUCGUCAUCCUGAACACCACGUUCCCUCGUUCGCUCUUAUAUACGUCAACCCCCUCCUACGUCCCUCCACCACACAACCAAGCGCAACAAUCAUUUUGUAGUGGAACACGCGUGGCACAUCUGGGGAAAUCUCGUUUCUCCAACAUCCUCACGCCCACGAAGUAAAGCGUUGAAAUAUUCCUGAAGCCUCUGUAGACUACGACAUACUCCCGAACCAUUGCAAUUCCCCAAGCUCUCGCGAAAAGAACACAUGCGGUCGAGAUACAAAAUUCAGCGUUUUACCGGGGCCAUUGUAGCCAUUGUGUUUUGUCAUUUGCGUCGGGGAAACACGAAUCUACCACUUUAAUUACUCUCCCGAAAACUUUAAGUCCUCUGAACCAUGGAAAGUUGACAAUAUUAUUUUAAUAUAAGAUUACACAAGCAAAUAUCCGCACCCCCUGACAUUUAACAACUCGCCGGCUUAAAAUUCCAAUCUAAAAUGAUGAACAGCUAUAUAUAUAUAUAUAUAUAUAUAUAUAUGACGUGAUCGUUGAAUGGGCCGGCCAAUACACAUGACUCGGAUCAGCGGAGAAAAAUCUCUGUUGAACUUUCCUCUUACACGCUCGUCCCAUGACGUAGAACAAUGAUUUAUCCAGCCACCCAGUCCCGUUGGUCUUCAUCCGUCGAGCGACGACAGAACGACAGAGGAAAAAAAAGUUGGCCAGAGAGACUUAUCUCCAUUGUCAGGGUUAAUCCCUGAAAAUUGGUUAAAGCUCCUCGCUUGAUUUUCUCUCGUUUGCCUCCUUGUGCUCAUUCAUUUCCCUCAGCAUUUUCCAUAGCAAUGAAAUCCUCUCCAUAUUCCAACGCUUACCAAAUCCCUCCACAAACAUGCAAAUGUACUUGGGGCUUCGGAACUUUGUUAAUGUAUUGACGUAAUAUUGAAAAUUGCAUAAUCCAAGGUACUUUCUAACUUGGUCUUGCAAACCAUCGCGAUAAUCUCGACUAAUUCAUUGAUAAUAGGCAAAGUUCUCGAGCGCACAGAGUCAUCAAAUAUUGUUGGCCCAAUGGGGGUUCAAUUAAAAUUCAUUAAAACACCCGUCAAGAUUUGCAUGCUGCGUGAGAGGACACAAAGGAUAACGUCACCAACAACAUCGCUUGGUUCAUUAUCGUUGAUAAAAUUUUCAUUCCAAAACUCGUAGGGAAAUUUCAAAAACUCUCAGCAGGUUUAUGAUUUUGUACAAGGAAUGAAAUCCGCUUUGCUCGACAGCGUCCAACGGUUUUCUUUGAAGUGAUGUUGGUUACUGGGCGGAACUGCUUAAUAAACAGUUGUGAAACUCUAUCUUGUUGUACUUCCGCACUGCCGUUCUCGCACGUAUACCUACUUUCAGGAUCAGAACGGAUUAUGAGUACGAUCUGCUCACGUUAUGUACUCAUAUAAAAUAUGCUCUGCUGGUUGUUUAGCAUUUCGAGAAUUUCGGGCGAAUGGUUGCAUAGAAAUAUUUUAAGUGAAGGUUGAGGGAUAAUUUAGGCAUUACAUCACAGUUAGGUCUUUGUGUUGUUGUAAGAAAAAUUAAAUACCAUGAAUAUAUAUCAGGGAAUUAAUCUCAAAACGGUAGAUUAUGAAUUAUAUAAGCAUUAUGGAAAAAGCACUGAAUAUCCAUUUACGUUAGUACGAGCAUAUGCAGUAUUGAGUUGAAAAUCUACAAUCCAAGUCGCACUAUGCAUCACAUAAAGUUACUGGUUAGUCGUAAAUGUCGAAAUAUAUCAAUAGUUGAACAAGCACUAAAUAUCCCAGUGGCGCAGUACCGAAGCCCGCCAGCAUCGUAACACCGUACUCGCGCGGGUAACGUCUAUCCCUCGGUGGAGUUUGAAACCCCGUUGUAAGUACCUUCAUGGCCUCCCAUCCUACUCGAAAUCUCUCGCUCAAUUGUGGUAGAACGGACCAACGGAAAAUCAAUGAUUUGUAUUUGAUCCAUUCAUUGCUCUCGGAGGCUUUUACUGAUAACUAACCCAUCAAGUUUUCAAUGUUUAAAUCAUACCGCUGUAUCCACCUCCCACUUUCCUCAAGCGACGUCUUCCGCUCAAUCAUCCACAAAUUGAAUUAUUUAUAAAUAGAAUGGAGGAAGCUCAAAGUUGUUUCUAACUAUUUUUUGUUGUGGAAUAACCCAACUAAUGCCUCAAAUUAUUCAUCCCCAACAUCAACUCAGGUGUUGAGACAACUACACAAAUCUCGUUAGUGACUGCAGAAUAGAAAGGAGGUGAUACACAGUCAACAGUGAGCCACAUCCCCGUUCGCUAUCGAUCCUCAGCCUACGUGGCAGGCCGCCUUUGUCCUCGUGAUUAAGUGCACGCGCACAUCCGUUCUAUGUGGCCUAUCGGUACGCAACGAAUGGGUUGAGUUUGCCGUUAACGGUGCCUUAAUGAAACACCCCAUAAGCAGGGAGAACAUCACUCAAUGUUAUCGAAUAUCGGUGAGACUUUUGCUACAUCUUCCCUUGAAUCAUACUACAGAAUUUCUCAGUUAGGAAUCUCAUAGCCCCCAUCAGAUGGAAUCAGGUAUUAGUACGUCUUCGGAAUUUGUAGAAAGUUCUUUGAAGUUACCCGCCUCCACCCCGCUUCCCAUCUAUCAUCUGUAGCAAGUUGAGAAAGAUGAGGGGAAAUGGGAGAAGAAGAUUAGCAAGCGAAAUUCAAAAGUUCCCUUACGAAAUCAAGGAGUUAACUCUUUGAGUUAAACUUCUGAUUUCGAUGCACAUCCAAUCAAACUUAUUUGAAAAAAAAGUGUUGAAAUUUUUAUAGAGCCACCAACUUGGUAGAAUUGCUUUCCCUGCAAUUCGUCGCUUAAUAGCCAAUAUAGCAUUAGUCGCCUGUCAACUCCAGAGAUAUUGCAAAGGGACACGAAAAUCAUUUCAGUCACAAGUGCAGUAUUAUGUUUGUGGAUUGAGUGACCGUAAAUCCGAAUUUGAUGAACGAGAAAUCCAGCUGGUCUCGGCAUUAAAUGGGCUUAAUCAUUCCACCAAUGAACCAUCGAGAGACUUGCCCUCGCAGCUGCUCUCCUGUCCCACAUGAUCCGAGGCCAAAAGAGAUCAAAAGGAAACCAAUUUCGAUCUCCACGAAUUUCAUAAACCCAACAUUUUCCUUUUAUCGUCUGAACUUGUAAUAGAAAAAGGAAAAAAAUCUGGCCAGAUAGACGGGACAUGUACAAGUGUAGGGAAUAGACGUUCCACUGAGGAUGUGGGGUCGGAAGGUGAAAAAUAAGAGCACCCAGAGAGUUGGAGAAAAAAAAAAGCGAUGAAGAAAGCACGACUGGAGAGAAAAAAAAGGAGUGCGAGUAAAAAGGGAGAGAGAUAAAACGCCGUGGUGGUUGGGAUGGUCGACUGGUGGGUGCGGGGUGUUGGUGGCGGAGUGGAUAGGGUGGCGCCGCAGGCCGCGCCGUCGCCCAGCAUCCCCUGUGACGCUCGUCUCCCGUAGAGGCGCACCCUCAGUGCCAGGAGUAUGCCGCUAGUCAUACGUUGGACAGUUGCGAGUUAACUGUAUUGUCCUGGAGUGGAGUAAUCGUAGAAUUUUAAAUCUAUGUUGACAGUUACAGUGUAGGUAAAGCUACCGGUAUCUGUAACCACUCAGUGAUCAUAUCAUGAAUGAGUUGAGUCAACGGUCGAAUGAUGAUCGCAACAACAAUCUUGUCAACAAUAGUGAAGUGUCAAUGAGUUAUUAAUUACUUGGCAAUUGAGCUGUAAUUGAUCAGUGUAAAGUGCCCUGUCUCCUGAGUUAUUGUCAUGAUCCCAACUGGGGUAUAGGCUACACCUUUCAUCACAUUGAGAUGUACUUAGUGAAGAGGGUUGACGGUUCAAUUGACUGAGUAAAGUUGCGGGUGUAUAUUCAGAGAAACUGAGCGUAUGGUGGUAUCAAUGGGAUCAGCGUCUGUAGAUAUAGCAACGGUACAACCGUCAACAUCAUCAGCAUCAACACCGGAUCCACUACCACCGCCACUGUUAUUGGCAUUGGAUCAUCACAAUCGCCGACUCUAUUGGACGAAGCGUCAGCAUAUUGCUAAAGUCAUUGUAAUACAAGACACGGCCAUUUUCGAGGGAUAUGUAUGAUUGAUAUCCACUGAUUUUCUCUUUAAUUGACGAAUAGGGUAUUGCGAUUGACGAAAAAUGGGAACCGAAAGAUUUCGCUAGUUGAGCGGCAAGGGAUUUCAUGCCAACUGCAUUUCCUAUCAACUCCGAGAGAAAGAAUAAACUGAAAAUGGAUACUUUCUUAAUCAUCGGAAUUUGUUUUCUUUGUUACGAAUUUUGUGAUUUGAUUAGACGUUAUGCAACACCCUCCAGUAAUAAUCCUCAUGAUGUCGGACCAUCAGUACCACCCUCACCCCGUGUUUAUUCAAUCUCACACAAGGUUUCACCGCAGAAUCCUCCAGAGUGUUUCUCACAAUAAAUAACGAGAAUUCAGAAACUAAUGGAUGUGAAUUCUGAGCAUCUAUUGAAUCAUGGUUCCAAUGGAAUAUUCCCUCACUGAACGAUAAAUGGACAGGGAGUUGUAUUUAGCUGACGAAUCAAAUGCUUACCAAGAGUUGAAAGCCCUCAGGAUACCACGUUUCCUUGUGACACACAGGCUACCCAUCGGAAGUAAGCAAAAGGUCGUGGUGAACCGCAAGAACGUUCAAAACUUUGUCGGGAUCUGGGAGUGUCGUUUAAAGCACAUUUGCCCUGAUAGGCGCAAUGACUGUCAUGAGACAUAUUUAAUGAAGUUUUCUAUGAAAGUUUAUUAGACUUCACAAGAGCCAGUCAAAAUAUUUAAGUAGGGCAGAUUCUAACACUAUUUCAAGCAUCCAUAAUGAAUCUUUCAUACAAUUAGAUGAUGCUUGCCUAGUAGUGCCACAAUAUUGGAUUGAUUGAGCCAGCGGAACAGUGCCUCACCGGGAAAUAGUGUUUGAUGAAAUACUUGAACGGCUCGCUGAUGAGGGUAUCGGGCUUUGAUCAAUCAUUGAUUGAAUCCGGGACGAAUGGAGUGGCCGGGCUUGACAGAGACGAGGUUAGUGCCUCUGCUUAGUACUUAACGUAAUCAGACUGUCCACUGAGUUGGACUGGCAUAUUUAGAUCAACGCGUUGACUCGACGGGACCUUGUUUAUUGUGAAAUGCUAAUCCAGCUUGCUGGACCAAUGGCUUAAGAAUUUAACGGCGGAAUACUUGUGGAGAGCUUUGAUGUGAUUUAAUGGCCAUUGGAACACUGUUGUAGAAAAAACACGGUAUGAGGAUGUGCUGCCCAGAGUGUCGUCUUACUUCUCUCGAUUCUUAAUAGAAUUGUUUCUGUACUCCGGAGAAGAGAAAUAAAAGGGGUUUGCCGUUAAAAGAAAGAGAAACGAGAAUAAAGAGGGAUGGACUCGUUGGAGCGGUUGAUGAGCACCGGACCUCAUCAUUCUGCUCUCACCGCUGCAUCAAGGACCCGAAAUGCGUUUGUCCAAGCAAGCAUGUGCUCGGUUGUCGGCCGAAAGGGUCGUCAUCUCACCGGCACAUUUUGCCUGACUGGAGAUACUAUGGAAGGCAUCAUUCAGUGUCUUGUUUUUCUCAAGGCAUUCUCGGUAUGUACACAAUGCUUCAUGUCCGACCGACCGUCAACCAAUGAAAAUGCUUGAACUAUUAUGUGAGAAUAUCGAGAGAGUUUUCUAUGUUAAAUAAAUGAUAACGUCUGUGUGUAUUAAAAAAAAUAUAUACAGUAUUUAAUUUCUACCAGGUGUUUAUUUAUCUCUCAACUUUUCACAGUUGUUUUUCUCAUCUACCGAAGUUGUCUCCGCGUUUAACGACGCAAAGAGGGUAAAAUGAAAUGUGCGAACGAGAAAGAGAGAGUGAAUGAGACAGAAUGAGAAAACACCGUGAAGUUGUAAAAUGACGAUGUGAAAAGUUUCUACUUACUCUGCAUACGGUACCCCAAGUGUAAAUGGAAAAACUUUGUGAUACAGGAUGGAAAAAGAUUCAUAAUUUACCAACUGCAAAAAUGUUGGUAAAUGUAAAGUAGAAAAAAUAAUGUCUGCAAUUAAAAUGCUGAGGCUUCUCCUCUGAGACUCGUAUGCUCAGUGUUAAGUCAUUUUUAAUUUUUAACAAUAAAAGAGUGAGAAAAUUUUAGUGAUUUGAAAUAGUUUGUUUCCAGUGAAAUAAUUUUCCACUUUUUAAGUCGAAUUCCGUUUAAUCCGAAGUUUCCGGAUAUUGUACAAGCAUUUGAUUUCGUUCCGUGUGAAUUUUUUCAAUAGGGAUAUUUCAUUGGGUGCAUAUGAUUCGAUUGACUAAACGAUUGCUUUUUAUUUCCCUAAAAAAUCGAGGAAACGGAUAUUUUUCCGCCCAAAAGUUUCAUUGGUACAGUUUUCGCAUGAAAAAUCUGCAAUCCCCGUAUUUCCACUAUAUCUUUUUUAUCCGCGCAUGAAAAGUCAUCGGGUGGCUGACAAAGAGCUGUAGAAUACUACAAUUUCUAAAUGGCGACUUCACUUAUCGAUUGUUCUACUCAACCGCUUCCCUCCUCGUGCUCCAUCAAGUGGAAAUUCGUCUUUUAUCUUCCACUUGGAUAUAAUUGCGAGGAAAAGGAACAAAUGAUCUUAUCAUUCUUAAUACUCGCUUGAAAUUCUCGUUUGAUGUUGGAGACUCACUUUGCAAUCAACUGAUUUCAACAUUCGAAGGAGAUAAAAGUCGCCUUCAGUAUUCGACAGUCAACACUUUCCUCCUGAUUGCGCAUUUGGUUGAUGUCUUCGCUCGUUGAGACUAAUGUUUUUCGGGUGGGGCUACGAGGUAAUACUUUCGGCUUUAUGAAUCGGAAGGAUUGAGAUCUCUAAUGAAACCCCGCUGUAGUUAUCCCACUGGCUUUUAUUGAUACGAUUCGCUGGUAUCUUUGUAAUGUUAUGCCGCAAGUCUAACUUUACUAGCGGAGGUGACGACGCUCAAGACUGGUGGUCUCGUACUUUGUAUUGCGGCCCUUUUGUGUACUGCAUUGGACGUUUCUUGAAAACCAAGUUCAUAAAAAUGAAGAAGCCACUUUAUCCCGCGGUAUUUCGGAAUUCUAUGGCUUCUUACUGUCGUUAAAUUCAAAUUGCUGUCGUAUAUCAAGAAUUUAACGUCACGAGUGACAAACAGUAAAACCGGAUCGUUGAGAGAAGGGCAGAUUUUGCAGCUACUCACUGAGAGAAAAAUUAGUUUUUCCAAAUUGAGAAAGCAAUUUCUGCGUUGUAAGGCUAUUGAGAUUUUACGAUUUCUUGUGAUGAUAUCGUGCACUCUUGGGAUCUUUCAAUGACAAUUUUUGGGGAAUUUGGGGUAGCAUUCUUAUUCAUAUUUCCGGUGACUGAAAUUUUCCAGAGUUUCGGCAUUGCAUUAUCUUCAGUUGAUGAGAAAAUAGUUGAAUCUUCAAAUUUGCGGUGAAUUAUCAAAGUGGCGUUGACAAAGUCAGUGCUUCCAUUGUGUUCGGGGCAGUAUUUUUCACUCGAAAUGGGUCUUUGAAUCAUCAUUUCGCUAUAUUCAUCGUCAAAGUUUUCGCCUUUGAUGUCGGUCCGCAAUAUCAUGGACAUUUUUAUUUCUGGGAUGAAAAUACAGGUUUUAUUGAAUAAAAUAGGAGUCCUUUGAAUCACAGCACAUUUCCGCUUCCAUAUUCGAUUACACUGGC
Messenger RNA from Diachasmimorpha longicaudata, 19104 nucleotides. RefSeq lists its product as uncharacterized. The transcript is spliced from 2 exons. Lineage: Eukaryota; Metazoa; Arthropoda; Insecta; Hymenoptera; Braconidae. Bases 16841 to 17098 code for a protein of 85 amino acids. The record is from RefSeq and is a predicted model, not a curated record.